Molecule: messenger RNA, 876 nt
Organism: Acanthosepion pharaonis
Lineage: Eukaryota; Metazoa; Mollusca; Cephalopoda; Sepiida; Sepiidae
Source: the annotation of a GenBank genome assembly
AUGGACAUUAUUCUGAAUCAUAUUAAAACAAUUUUUCUUUAUUUUCUUUCUUUCUUUUUUCCUUUUUGUUCUUUUCUUUUUUCUUUACCUUUUCUUAUUCUUUUUUACUCAUUCUUUUUUCCAUUUUUUCUUUUUAUUCUAUUCUUUCUUUUCUUUUUUUCUUUUCCUUCGUUUAUCUCUUUUUCCUUUUCUUUUUGUUCUUUUUCCUUCCCGUUUCUCGUCCUUUCUUUUCUUUCUUUUUCUAUUCUUUUCCUCUUUUCACUUUUCCUUUUUUUUUAUUCAUUCUUUUCCCUUUACUUCGCUUUUCUUUUUCUUUUUUCUUUACCGUUUCUUUCUUUCUCUUUCCCUCGUCAAGUUCCUCUCUCUCUCUCUCUCUCUCUCUCUCUCUCUCUCUCUUCUUUUUCUUUUCUUUAUUCUUCUCACUUGCAUCCAUUUUCUUUUUUCCUUUUUUGUUUCUUUCUCUUCCUUUUCUUUUGUUUUAUUCAUCUUUUCCCCGUCUUUUUCUUUAUUUCCUUACUUUCUUUCUUCUUUCUUUCCCUCUUUUUCUUCUUUCUUUUCUUGUUCUCUUCUUUUCUAUUUCUUUUUUCUUUUAUUUUUUUUGUUCUUUUGUCUUAUUUUCUUUCUUUCUCUCUAUUCUUCCUUGUCUUUACAUUUCUUCUUUUCUCUCAUUUUUUUAAAGGAAGAACCCAUAUUUACUUUGUUCCAUUCUUCAAGCACAUCCUCUUCCAGCCAACCCCUACAUCCCCCAUUUCCAUUGCUCGCCCACACCCCGUUUGUCCUCACGCUUUUCCAACUAUCCCUACCCAGAAAUCUUAUCUUCCUCCAUUUUCAACCACCAACCUAUCCCAGUCGUCGGUGAUGCAAGUUCAUGACUAA